AUGUCUUCUUCAUCUCAAGAGUCAAGUCAAGCUCUGCCUGAGGAUGCAGAGAGAGAUAUAUCUAUGGGGGAUGGAAUAGCUGGCCCCAGUUCUAGUAGGGACGGUCCCUUGGAUCAAACUCCGUCACCAGGGGCAGAUUAUCUUCUUCAGAGGAGGCAUAGGAAGCAAGCAAGCAGUACGUUUCGGCUGGAGUCGCCCGCAGGACCGUCGAAUUCUCCUUGGAGAAGUGUUAGUCGAUGGAGUAAAGAACCUGUCCGCCACCAGAGUGAUGACAGCGAGCUGUUUGUUCCCAAACGCAACUCACAGCAACGUCGCCAGCUUCAUACGCCUAAGCCAUCUAUUGGAAGUUCGCCACUCUCAAAUGUUGUGUCAAAUGAAGAGAAUGAUCAGAAGGAUGCGCCGUAUACCCCGGGAAGCUCAUCACACGCGCAUCCUCGCACUUCGUCUUCAGUUGGGCUAGAUACAGAUCCCGCUCAGAUUGUUAAUCUUGCCCUGAGCCUGAGUGAUUCACGGAAGAGGAGCUCUUCAAUCCGUACUUCUUCCGGUGGAGCCCAGCGUCCUAGGCUGUCGUCCUCUGUGGUCCAUUCUAGACCCCAAGGUAUUAAUUCAACCAGACAAGCGGAAAUUGAAACUCCAUCGCGUGGGCCACCGACACCUCAGGAGACCGUUGAUCUGAGGUAUGGGGCUACACAUUAUGGCGAGGUUCAAUUUUCCGAGGCAACUCUUGCCAGGGCCGAAAAGGCUAAACAACACUUCGAAUUGUUUGAGCAUUACUUGCGCCUCCUACCACAUCUUCCGCCCUUACCUUCUUCUGGCGACGGAAAUAGGAGAUUUCAAAAUACCCGUGAAGAUGAAAUGGAUGCCUCGGAAGGCAGGAAAUACAACCCCUUGCAGUAUCUACGCAAUAGGAAAGUUAGGUUCAGGGAAAGACAAGUAAUCAAUUCAGAAGCGGCAGGAUGGGGAGACGUUCAGAAAGUCACAGAAUGGGUCAAUUCUAUUACAGAAAUGCCAAGCUUACGUCUUCGACAGCCUAACGACUAUAUUAAUCUGCCUCCUUUCAACCCGAAUGCGGCUAGGGCUGAUACAGAAGAUAAGCCUGACAAAAAUUUGACGCCUACACGGUCAGGGGACAUUGUAAGGCGCCGUCCACGAAUGGAUUGGAAUACAACACCAUUAGAUCUCUUGGCGGAUGUCGUAUGGUAUGAGCAGGAUGAUAAUAAAACCAAAGUUGAGGAUCGCAAUGGGAAAAGGCUGUUUCCUCAUGGCAUCAAAGUUAGAUCAGAACCCGAUACCUCAGCAAAACAACUGGGUUCCCUUGACUCAACUAAGGAAACAAAUGAAAACGCCGAAUUUGAGCAAAGUAUAGAGGAUAUUAAACCUCUACCAACGUUCACUUCGGCUGGUGGCCGAGGCCAGCAAAAUGUUGAAAGGGGACGCCUACGAGACCGGUUCGCGCAGUCAAUUAACUUGACACCAAGCCAUAGCAAGCUCAGGAAACAAAGCAGAUCUCCAGUUAAAAAGCGGCCUCGAAGCUCCUCUGAUUUGUCGCGUCAUUCAUACGGUAGCAACCAGGGUGGAAAUUUGGCGGAGCGAUACUCUAUAUCAGAUGCAAAAAACAGAGAACCCAACGACAACGACAAACAAACGAGCUCAAGUAACGGUGCCUCAAAUAAUCCAAGGCCGGUUACGCCAAAUCAAAUGGCUUUUGGCUCUGAAAAUACACCUGGAACUCAUACAAGGCAGCCAUAUACACCCAAAAACAUGCCUAUACCACCCCUAGAUACUGAAUUAAACCCUUACAUGUCACCACGUCCUGGAUAUGCUGCAUCCACUUCCUCCAUGGCUAGUGAUAGUGGGAUACCUGGCUCGAGAGGAACGCCAAUUCAUGACGACAAUAGUCCUUUCCAUACGUCUGCACAAAGAGGGCUUUUCCCAAACAUGGGAAUAAACCUAUCUCCGCUACGUGGCCGCUCUACGUCUCCAGGCCGCCGACAUCCAUUUUACCUAGGUCACUCGAGGAAAUCUAGUAGGCAAAAACAAGGGCAAUCCUUAGAUCCCUUAGACUCUUCCGCUGACCUUGGUGCUCCCCUCUCUCACCGCCAUACGACUUCCAACCUUUCCCCUCCAGGUUCUCCUUUCACCCCCGAAGACCAAAAGACUUCGAGUUUCCGAAGAUCGGAUAGUUCACCCGCCAAAAAUACUAGGAAUGGCGGCCAACAGGAAUGGAAGAGAAUUCUCAAGGGAGGUCGGAUUGCCGAGCUAGUAGGGAGUGAAGUGUCGAGGGUUGGUGACUUAAUACGGAAGAGAGAGCACCAAAGUCAUUCAAGACAAUCAUCUACCUCUAGUUUAUCCGAAUAUAUUGAUGCAGAAACGGUCCCAGGCGAUCCAAAGCUGUCUAUGGAAGAUGGUUUAUUCGGCGAUGCAGCACAAAGAGUGAACACGUAUGAUUUUGCAGCACAGCGAGUACCGCCUCCGGCUGUCACGUCAACUUCACGGAGAGGAGCCUUGAAUAAUAGAAAUGAUCCAAUCGAGGAUGAACCGCUUUCUCGUAACCCCGACGCCAAAAAGGACAAGCCUCUGCAUGGCCCCUUGGCCACCUGGGACUCAUCCACGCAAACCAGGCUUGACAAUAUUACGCGCAAGUGGGCCCUCUCUACUCGAAAUAUUCCUCACUCAGGUCGUAUCGGCAAACGAGACAUUUCCCGCGUUCGUACUCAUCUUUUGUCAUCAGGUAUCAAAGCCGUCGAAAUAUGUCGUUAUGCCGAGAAACCCCCUGAGUCCUGUGUUGAUUCUUGGCUGAAUGCACCAGUUACAUAUAACAGUAUUGCGCCGUAUAUUGCAAGUUCAGAGGCAUCCGCUCUCGCCAGUAGGAAAUCAAUUUCUGCGUUCAAUGAGCGUACAUCCGCGUACAAUCUUCUAAUCAGAGAAUUUGUGGACUCGAAGGCCCCACCACUGAAAAGUGAAAUCCGGCGCCUCGAACGGCUGGUUUCUUCCACGCUUACGCCUCGCAUUCGAGAGCUAACAACCCAAGCUGAAACACUGACCAGUGACCUAGGAACAGCAAGUACCUUGCCCGUCAAAAAGCUUGAGAAUAUAUUAAAUAAAGGCUUGAGAAAGCGCAAUCGACGAAUCCGCUCCAUCAUCAAGCUGCUUUCUGCAGUUUUUGAGUGGUUGCUUAUGGGCCUUUUCUGGGUUUUAUGGAUAAGUGUCAUGAUCUGGAAAAUUAUCCGCCUUAUUGGGCUCAGUACAUUUAGAUGUAUCCGCUGGGUUCUCUGGCUUUAA
Messenger RNA from Microsporum canis CBS 113480, 3282 nucleotides. RefSeq lists its product as hypothetical. Bases 1 to 3282 code for a protein of 1093 amino acids. NCBI's taxonomy places the organism in Eukaryota, Fungi, Ascomycota, Eurotiomycetes, Onygenales, Arthrodermataceae. The transcript has a single exon. The record is from RefSeq and is a predicted model, not a curated record.